AUGUCGGAAACAGAAGAGGAGUGUGAAGGAGGAUUAGAGAGGAGGAGUAAUUUAGGGAGGAGGAAGAGGAGGAGCUGCAGAUGGAGGAAGAGGAGGCGUCCUGUCCGUUUGUGUCCAGUGGAGAAGGAGAGAGGAGCGGCCGCCAUGUUGACUAAGAAGCCCGGAACCUCGGUCCUCCCGACGGGCAAAGUGGGCGAGCCGGUCUACUCUCCAGGUCACAGUGGCUCUCAGACAACGUCGCCUGUCGCGCUGCCGCGACUUCGCAACCACAACGCCCUGACGGGAGGCUCUAAAAUCGCCAUGUCGGACGCCGUCCGGCUGUCGUCGCAGUCGCAGGUCCACGUCACCCAGCUGUACGAGGAGAACACCAACAAGCGUCCGGUGCUGACUUCCCAGCCCAAUGGCCUGGCUCCUCUCAGCUCCACCCGGCCGGGCCUGCCGCUGCCAGACCGCCAGACCACGGCCUCGGAGCCCCCCCACCACUGCCGGCAGGGCAGCGCCGCCUCCAACAAGUCGACGGACAGCAAGCCAAAGCCCACGCCCUUGACCCCGGAGCAGGCCAUGAAGCAGUUCAUGUCCAAAAUGUCGUCGCUCGAGCAUCACGAGGUGUUCAGCUACCCUGAAGUGUAUUUUGUUGGUCCGAAUGCUAAGAAGAGGUCAGGGGUCCUCGGUGGAGCCAACAACGGCGGCUACGACGAUGAUCAGGGAUCCUACAUCCACGUUCCACACGACCAUAUCUCCUACCGCUACGAAGUCCUGAAGGUCAUCGGCAAGGGAAGCUUUGGACAGGUGGUGAAGGCCUUCGACCACCGGUCGCAGACCCACGUGGCUCUGAAGAUGGUCCGCAACGAGAAGCGCUUCCACCGGCAGGCAGCGGAGGAGAUCCGCAUCCUGGAGCACCUGAGGAAGCAGGACAAGGACUCGAGCAUGAACGUCAUCCACAUGCUGGAGAACUUCACCUUCCGAAACCACAUCUGCAUGACCUUCGAGCUGCUCAGCAUGAACCUGUACGAGCUCAUCAAGAAGAACAAGUUCCAGGGCUUCAGCCUCCCGCUGGUCAGGAAGUUCGCCCACUCCAUCCUGCAGUGUCUAGACUCGCUGCACAAGAACCGCAUCAUCCACUGCGACCUCAAGCCCGAGAACAUUUUACUCAAGCAGCAGGGACGCAGCGGCAUCAAGGUCAUAGAUUUUGGUUCUAGCUGUUACGAACAUCAGAGAGUUUACACCUACAUCCAGUCCAGGUUCUACCGAGCGCCAGAGGUCAUUCUGGGCUCCAGGUAUGGGAUGCCUAUCGACAUGUGGUCUCUGGGCUGCAUCCUGGCCGAACUGCUGACGGGUUACCCGCUGUUGCCGGGCGAAGACGAAGCCGACCAGCUGGCCUGCAUCAUCGAACUCCUGGGCAUGCCGAGCCAGAAGCUCCUCGACGCCUCCAAGAGAGCCAAGAACUUUGUGUCGUCCAAAGGCUACCCGCGGUACUGCACGGUCACCGCGCUGCCCGACGGCACUACCGUGCUGAAUGGCGGCCGCUCGCGGCGGGGGAAGGUACGCGGCCCGCCGGCCAGCAAGGACUGGAGCGUGGCGCUGAAGGGUUGCGAUGACCCGCUGUUCCUGGACUUCCUCAAACAGUGUCUGGAGUGGGACCCGGCGCUCAGGAUGACGCCCAGCCAGGCGCUGCGCCACCCGUGGCUCAGGAGGCGACUCCCCAAGCCGCCGAUGGGCACCACCGCGGGAGAAAAGACCUCCUCUUCCUCCAAACGGGGCACUGCCCCCACAAACGAUGGAGCCAUCACCUCCAUCUCCAAACUCGCCCCCGCCUCCUCAACCACCACGUCCUCCUCCAAAACCAGGACUAACUUGGCAGCGAUCACCGACGCCAACGGGAACAUCCAGCCUAGGACGGUGCUGCCCAAACUGGUCAGCUGAGAGUGAACGCACCCUCAACGCUCGCUGUGGCAGGAGCCGUCGUGAAGCCGUGUUCGUCAGCGAACCGGCUGGAACUUAAAAUAAAUCUGGUUUUGUCCAGUUUUUUAGAGGAGCGUUAGUUGUUUUUUCACGCUGGGUUUCACAGCGUUGUUGGGAGUGCGUUCAGGAUGUGGAAACUAUUCCCGCGUUGUGGGUUUUUAAAAUGUUCAGAGCGGCCCGGCUGGGGAUGUAAGCCGAGCUGAAGGAAACUUUAUUGAUACACUGGGGUGCGUUCAGACUCCUCGCUCAGAAAAAAGACCCACUGUGAGCAGUAAGACAGGAAGUGACCCAUAUGUUUAUAAUGAUUGUGGGGCUACUCAGACAAUCCGAACACAUCACUCUGUAGCUCCAAACACUCAAACACAUUGAAAAACAUGGUGCUGACGGAGGGAACAAGGCUUUUUUUAUGUUUUUAACACAGAAUCUAUUUAGCUGAGCUGAUUAAUUAAUUAAUCAACACCAAAAACAACUUUUUAGGACCUGAGUCUUACAAGGUUUUAUCUUCAGACAAUUGUAGUGCGAUAUGUUAAUGUAGUUUACCGACAAAUACGUCCGAUAUAUCCCCGCGAUACUGAGGUUACAGCUGCAAAAAUGCAACGAUUAGCUUGCUAAUCUUUGUCUCAUAUCACGAUGAAAUCAUUUUUGUUUCAGUUUGGGGAACAUUGGUAGGCAUUUGUCAUCACUUUUGACUUUUGAAAUGACACAACUAAUCAAAAACAACCCUAACUGAACCAUCUACCUGUUAGCUGGCUAACGUUCUUAGGUAGCUGUUUUUGUACAGUGUGUAGCUAGCCUGUGUUAUCAUACUAGGUUUGUGCCUGUCGACGGGCUAACUGCUAACUGGCUAAUAACCACUGGUUAGUUGUUAGACAGCUAAUUUGUUUGUGUUUGGGUGUCACUUUGCUACCCAUUAGAUUUUUAACCGGCUAGCAGUUAGCCUAGCAAACUUUGACUCAGUCAGCUAGCUAUAGCUGGCUCACGAUUUGCCUUUUCUUGGCAGUCUGGUGGCUAGCCUUAGCCUCUUUUUAGCCAUAGCCUGUUAGCUCUCCACUGCCCAGCCUUACGAAGCACAGAUUUAGAGUUUUUAAGUGGUUUUUUUCAUAGUUUUCUGAAGGUUAGCAGAAGAGAAGGGAGUUGAAAAAAAAAGUAUGUUUGGGUUAAGUAGCGGCAUUUUGUUCCCUAUUUUUAUUAUCCAAAUCUGAUUAUUAGGGAUGCAAAAUGGCUGAAGGAGCUGUGAAGAAGGUAGAGAAGGUAGAGUAAAGGCAGUUAUAUGGACACGUUAUAAAUCAUGUUUAAAUCAAAGGGCUUUGAUAGAAAAACAAAAAAUGGGAACGUUGUUAACCAAAGUCUUUCCUAUUUCAAACUGGGACUGCAGUACGACAUGAAUGAGCAUUUAAUUAGAUAAACCUGAAAUUAAAUGAACAUGUUCAACCAGUCAUUAAUGCAAAAACAAGAUCAAAACGCUAAAAUAACAAUAUGCUUGUUCUGUACUGCUGAUCAUUCAGGGCCAUUUUAAAAACUAUAUUUUAGGGACAGCAAUUUUAAAUAAUUACUUUUAUGAAUUAAUGUCAACAGAAAAGACAUUUUUAGCUUACAAAUAAGAAUCCGGGCUUCAGGAAAAGACUUUCAGACGCCAAAUGAAAGAUAUAUCUUACGUAACGUCACAGCAUAGAGCAGUAUUUGUUUAGGAGGCUGUGAAACGGGGAGGAAAAGGUGACACAUGGCAAACAGAGCUGAAUGUCUUUUCCAGUGGCUGUUAGGAUAUCACAGCUUUAAAUAACGAUUUAAGCAAAGUCUAUAUGGAGCCUUUGAGUCUGAAUAAUAAAGAGUUUUAUGGCCGUUCGUUAUGUAACUCGAGCCCAGCAGCAGAUAUAGCCUGAAGCUAUAAGUGUACUUUACAUAAAGGACUACUAGCUGUGUAUAUGGAGAUACAUUCUUCUGGGUUAAACUGCUGGGUUUUGUCUCACAUGAAGCUGUGAACCGCGAUGUAAAUUACUACACCAAUUGAAUGCCUCGUGAAGACUUUGCUCGGGUGAAAAUUCAGACGAGAAGUUGUAAUUUUAUUUGGAAAAAAAGCCACAUUGUGAGCAGCAAAGCCACAAUCUACUGUCUCAAAAAGAGGAAGAAUCUCUGUAGCUAACGCGAUGUUAGCAUGUUGUGACUGAUAGUGACGGUGCUCCGGUUUUAAAAUCAGGGUUUCUUUCAAAGUAAUAAACACUUCUGAGAGAAUUUAGACACUAAACAUAUCCGCUUAACACACAUAUAUACACAACUAUCAUUUAAAAA
Messenger RNA from Sander lucioperca (pikeperch), 4248 nucleotides. It is a transcript of the gene dyrk2, whose product is annotated as dual-specificity tyrosine-(Y)-phosphorylation regulated kinase 2. Gene Ontology annotation, molecular function: protein serine/threonine/tyrosine kinase activity; ATP binding; protein serine/threonine kinase activity. Gene Ontology annotation, biological process: peptidyl-threonine phosphorylation; peptidyl-serine phosphorylation. Gene Ontology annotation, cellular component: nucleus. NCBI's taxonomy places the organism in Eukaryota, Metazoa, Chordata, Actinopteri, Perciformes, Percidae. The record is from RefSeq and is a predicted model, not a curated record.